AUGCCUUGGGAGCCACCCCUGUCGUCUAGCAACACCACUGUGUCCCACCUGGUCAACCCUGAGGCCGACGCCAAGAUCCUCAGCCAGGAGCUGGACGUGGGCGUGGAAGGGAGCUACCAGUGGGCCUUCCAGACAGACAACGGGAUCGUGGCGCAGGCGCGCGGCGAGCUUACCAACCCGCAGUCUCCAGUGUCCCACGUGGUGAGCCCCGAAGCCGGCGCCAAAAUCCUCAGCCAGGAGCUGGACGUGGGCGUGGAAGGGAGCUACCAGUGGGCCUUCCAGACCGACAACGGGAUCACGGCGCAGGCGCGCGGCGAGCUUACCAACCCGCAGUCUUCUCUUUCGACUAGCAGCCCCACUGGUCUCCGAGCCAGUGUCCCACGUGGUGAGCCCCGAAGCCGGCGCCAAGAUCCCAAGAUCCUCAGCCAGGAGCUGGACGUCGGCGUGGAAGGGAGCUACCAGUGGGCCUUCCAGACAGACAACGGGAUCACGGCGCAGGCGCGCGGCGAGCUUACCAACCCGCAGUCUCCAGUGUCCCACCUGGUCAACCCUGAGGCCAACGCCAAGAUCCUCAGCCAGGAGCUGGACGUGGGCGUGGAAGGGAGCUACCAGUGGGCCUUCCAGUCCGACAACGGGAUCUCGGCGCAGGCGCGCGGCGAGCUUACCAACCCGCAGUCUGACAACGCAGCGCAAGUGGUGCAGGGCCAGGCUGCGUGGUCCUCCCCUGACGGCGAGCAGAUCAGCCUGCAGUAUGUAGCCGACGAGAACGGGUACCAGCCUCAGGGCUCCCACCUCCCCACCCCUCCCCCCAUCCCGGCCGCGAUCCAGCGGGCUCUGCAGUACAUAGCCGAGCACCCGCCCAAGGAGGAGCCCAGGUCUUAAGGAGGAGUAGAAUAAAAUCCCGCAGACUAUAGACAUUUUAACCGUAACUUUAAACAUAACCUGUGUUUUAGUAUGGAGUUUGAUAACUUUGACGUUUGUUAUAGUUAAAGAAAGAUGGUGCAACCCAGCUGUAGUCGACCGACAAGUUGUUGACCUGUUAACCAGUAAAAUAUACAUGGAAGUACGCACUAAACUAUCGGCCGACUAAAAGUCUGUGUCUACGGGGACUUUAAGCGUAGGCGCAGACCGCCGAAUUUUAGUUGGACUCGAUUUAAAUUUGUAUGAAGAACUGGCCGAUACCGCAUCGGUGCAAUGUGCGCACUUUCAUACAUCCAUACUGAUUAACACCCCGACUAAACUAUCGGCCGACUUAAAGUCUUUAGUCUGCGGAAACUUAUGUGUAGAAGUAUACUGGAGCUUGAGUUUGAGAACCACUAAUGGGGGAGUGGCGACACCUAUUGAGGCGCCACUACAAACUGGUUGUAAGGAUCGCUCAACAGAUGGCGCUGAUAUAAGCUUACUAUGGCACACGCCUCCGGGCCUACAAACCUGGAUCGCGAUAGUAAAGAUUUUUUUAAUUAGUGGUUAAACACAAGCUACAGUGGACUUUUUAGUUGUAGUAUUAUGUAAGAUAAAAAAUGAUAAACAGUUCAAGUACAAAUAAGUAAAAUUUUGUAACAAAUAAAGUAAAUUUUAAAGGUGGAUUCACAUUGAUAGGUAAUGCUUACAUAGCGUCAGAGACUAAUGCCCGUUUUCACCAUCAAUCCCUAAUAUUUAUGUGACCCCUAUGAAAACAAAAUUCAUAAUUAUUAUGUGUUACCAUAGGGGUCACUUAAAAAUUAAGGAUUGAUGGUGAAAACGGGCGUAUGUUUCCUGCAGACAUCACCUAACAAUGUCAAUAUACCUUAAACAGUAUACUUAAUAAAACUAAAUUCUGUAUCCAGUUUUGUCCUUGGCGUCAGCCAUAUUGGUGUAUAAUGACGUCAAUUAUAUGAUUUUGUGUAUUAUAACGUUGUAUGUAAGUCGUUCUAUGCGCCAUAUUGUUUCUUAAAAUACUCGUAGUCUCGUAUUUACGUGUAAGAUUUUUUAAUAUUUACUGUGAUAAAAGAAAUAAAUGUUUUGUAACAA
Molecule: messenger RNA, 2010 nt
Organism: Ostrinia nubilalis (European corn borer)
Lineage: Eukaryota; Metazoa; Arthropoda; Insecta; Lepidoptera; Crambidae
Gene: CPR6
Exons: 7
Coding region: 1-882 (293 amino acids)
Cellular component (GO): chitin-based extracellular matrix
Molecular function (GO): structural constituent of chitin-based larval cuticle
Source: RefSeq, a predicted model, not a curated record